AUGGAUGAAGGAGACGUCUCAGGUUCAUCCGUGCUGUCUGGGGUGACUGAUAGGCAGAACACGACAGAAACACAGUCGGAACUCCACCCGAAGCCCCUUGUGCUCAGGCUCCUGGAGGUGAAAGAACUUGGGAGUGAAGAGGUCGCAGGGGAUGAGGAGGAAAAACAAGAAGAGGGACACGAGUAUGAAGACUUCACCGUGUUCGGUGAAUCCUCCAAUACUCACAAAUCCCAUGAUGCCUCCACAUCUUCCAAGUCCCGCAAGGCCAGCGAUCUUUCUCAGUUCCGCAAGGCCAGCGAUCCUCCUCAGUCCCGCAAGACCAGCGAUCCUUCUCAGUCCCUCAAGGACAGUGAGUCCGUCCAGUCGCGCAAGGACAGCGACUUGCUUCCCAACGCAGUGAUUACGACCUCCCCAUCUUUGAUAGCCAGAUACCUACCGCGGCUCCAGCUGGCUUCCUUGAGCGCACACCCUGUUUCCCGUGACCUUGUAAGGAAAUGUUUUUUUUCUAGAAAGAGAAUUGAAGAUCUUGCUAAACCGAAAAAGCAAUGGGGAACGCCAGACAGAAAGUUGUUUUGGGGAAAUCAAGAUCCUAUUCGCCCUCUUUCUGAUGCUGCUUUGAAGGCUCAGCUGACCAAGAGAAUUGAGGACCUUGCUCAGCCCAAGUUGGUCUCCCGACACUACGUCCCUAACAGGGCUCAGUAUUACUACAGCUGCGGCAGAGAGUCUGUAAUUUGGGAGAUCCCACCUCCUGCGCUGUUUACCCGGCCUUCUAAACGGAUCCAGAAGCUGGCAAAACCCAACAGAUUCAAAAUGCAGUGUCUGCUGAAUAGCGAUGACUUACCACCAGAGGUUCUCCGUUUCUCUGAUCCGUCUCCCAGAAUCCUGCAGCUCUCCAUAGCCAAAGGCCCAGAUCCCAACUACGUUCCUCCGAAAAGCACUGAAACCAAGAUUUCCUUAUCUACCCUGAGUGCUAUUGCAAGUCCGAGGAUUGUGGACCUCGCCCACCCGAGGAUCAAGAUAGAAGGCCUAUGUUACGAGAGAGAAAAGAGUGAAUUGCCCAUCCGUCCAGUAGCCCCUGCUGCCCUGCUUGCCAAAGCUACUGACCGAACCAUAAAGCUAGCAAAGUCUAAACCUGUUCAUGAAGAUUAUCUCCCUGUCCGGGAUGCCCGAUGGCCUGUUUCUUACGCUGCUGCUCAUUCUCAAGUGUCUAACAGAAUCCAGGAGCUAGCUAACCCACCCACAAGGGCUUCAGUGCACGUUGUAUACUACGACCCAGACGUCUUUAAAGUCAAGCCUUCUGCUUUGAGAGCACAGUGUUCUCCCAGGGUCAAGGAGCUGGCUGAACCCAUUGUGCGCUAA
Messenger RNA from Chionomys nivalis (European snow vole), 1359 nucleotides. It is a transcript of the gene Spmap2l, whose product is annotated as sperm microtubule associated protein 2 like. The record is from RefSeq and is a predicted model, not a curated record. The coding region runs from base 1 to 1359 and encodes 452 amino acids. NCBI's taxonomy places the organism in Eukaryota, Metazoa, Chordata, Mammalia, Rodentia, Cricetidae. The transcript has 10 exons.